AUGAGUUACACGCCGGACGCUAGUGUGUUGAGCUCUUUGCUCAUCACGUUUUCCCUCGCCACAAUUCUUCUGGUCUGCCGUCUUGUGUCUCGAAAGAUCACACAUGUGUCAUUGUGGUGGGAUGAUUAUUUUGCUAUGGCUUCUUGGUUUGCGGCUUCUCUCUAUUUCAGCUUUGCAAUGUACUGGACCUUUAAAAUGGGUCUGGGUCAUGCAAAAGAGGACUUGUCUCUUCCAGCCGAAAGUGUUGAACAAUAUGCUCGGUUUGGCCUUUUCAUGGCCGAGCUGUUAUACGCCACGUCGCUGGGAUUUUCCAAACUGGCUAUCCUCGGCUUCUAUUGGCGUCUAUUCAGUGUCUCUAAUAUCCGACUCGGUAUCUACAUCCUUCAGGGAAGCACAGUCAUUUGGCUUACCAUCCGAACCUUCAUGACCAUCUUCCACUGCGUCCCGGUCGAGGCGUACUGGAACCACAACAUCAAGAACGCUGUUUGCAACGUCGAUCCCGCAAAGUUUAUGUUUGGAACAACUCUGGUUCAUCUCUUUCUUGAGAUUGCUGUUUUAUCGCUGCCUGUAUUCCAGGUCAAAAGUCUUAAGCUCCGGAUGGGCCAAAAGAUUGCUGUUGUUGCCAUGUUUAUGUUUGGUAUCUUUGUUUGCGGUGCUUCGAUUACAGUACUUGUCGAGGCAAUCACACUGGACCCAAAGACGAGAGAAAUGGCAAGGGACAUCAAAGGGGUUAUUAUUUGGGCGGGCGUGGAAGCUAACCUGGCAAUCAUAUCUUCCUGUUUGCCUAUAAUAAGACCUAUCUUCCGAUCCAGUAUAUUCAGCUCAAUCCUCAGCUCUAAAUCGAACUCGACUGGUCCAAACGCCAUCAGCGGCUUGACCAGCAGCAAGGGUAUCAGACUCAACAAUAUUACUCGGACGAAAGAAACCGACGAUAAUAGCUCGCAGCGACAGCUAGCCGAUCUUGAGGAUGGAUCAUCUGGCGACGUGGACCUCGAUGUCUAUGCAGAGCGCAGCGGCUAUAACCGCACCAUCAUUACUACCUGCGCCGAUGAGGGGGGACACGAUGAUGAUAAUGAUACCUCAAGGGCAUAUGGCAUUCAAGUCAAGAAUGAAACUAAAGUGUAUUAUGAGUCUACAUAA
Messenger RNA from Fusarium sp. VM40, 1140 nucleotides. Lineage: Eukaryota; Fungi; Ascomycota; Sordariomycetes; Hypocreales; Nectriaceae. The record is from the annotation of a GenBank genome assembly.